Messenger RNA from Colletotrichum phormii, 429 nucleotides. RefSeq names its product cofilin/tropomyosin-type actin-binding protein. The annotation marks the transcript as partial. The record is from RefSeq and is a predicted model, not a curated record. Lineage: Eukaryota; Fungi; Ascomycota; Sordariomycetes; Glomerellales; Glomerellaceae. Gene Ontology annotation, cellular component: cytoplasm; actin cortical patch; actin cytoskeleton. Gene Ontology annotation, molecular function: actin filament binding. The transcript is spliced from 4 exons. Gene Ontology annotation, biological process: actin filament severing; actin filament depolymerization.
CAAGUCUCUCAGGAGUGCAUAACGGCCUAUAACGAGCUUAAGCUCUCCAAGAAGUACAAGUACAUCAUCUACAAGCUCUCGGACGACAACAAGGAGAUCGUCGUCGAGGAGGCCUCGGCCGAUAAGGACUAUGACAACUUCCGCGAGAAGCUGAUCAACGCCCAGACCAAGUCCAAGAGCGGCCCCCGCUACGCUGUCUACGACUUCGAGUACAGCCUGGCCUCUGGCGAGGGUGAGCGCAACAAGAUCACCUUCCUCGCCUGGUCCCCCGAUGAUGCUGGUGUCAUGGCCAAGAUGGUUUACGCCUCCUCCAAGGAGGCGCUGAAGCGCUCGCUCACUGGUAUUGCGACCGAGCUCCAGGCCAACGAUGCCGACGACAUCGAGUACGACUCCAUUCUCAAGACCGUCAGCAAGGGCAUGGCUGGUUAA